Manihot esculenta (cassava) is the source of this 1063-nucleotide messenger RNA. Its product is annotated as zinc-finger homeodomain protein 2. Gene Ontology annotation, molecular function: transcription cis-regulatory region binding; DNA-binding transcription factor activity. The coding region runs from base 146 to 916 and encodes 256 amino acids. NCBI's taxonomy places the organism in Eukaryota, Viridiplantae, Streptophyta, Magnoliopsida, Malpighiales, Euphorbiaceae. The transcript has a single exon. Gene Ontology annotation, biological process: regulation of DNA-templated transcription; regulation of developmental process. Gene Ontology annotation, cellular component: nucleus. The record is from RefSeq and is a predicted model, not a curated record.
AAACCAAACACUCCCUUAUUACUCCCUUCCUCUUCUUUAUUCUUACAGUUCUCUUCCUUCUCCUGAUUUAGCAAAACCCUUUUUUCCCUUUAAAACCACUCAGACUCUCUCUCUCUUCAUCCUCUGGCUGUCUCUUUAAUCAAUCAUGGACCUCAGCCUCGUACCUUACCAACACACUUCCCCAUCUCUCCCCCAUCACCAUGAUCAUGACCAUCCUCGCUCUCAACAUCCCAUCAUCAUCCGUCCUAAUCCCGACAACUACCUCGUCAAGUAUAAAGAAUGCAUGCGCAACCACGCUGCUUCCAUCGGCCGCCACGCCAAUGAUGGCUGUGGUGAGUUCAUACCUCGUGGCGAUGACGGUACCCGUGAGUUCCUCACCUGUGCUGCAUGUGGCUGCCACCGUAAUUUCCACAGAAGAGAAGGUGGUGCUUCUUCUUCUUUGCAGCAUUAUGAUCAUCACUACCAAGUUUUCUCAUACAAUGCUGCUUCUGGGAAGAAACACCUGAUGAGUUCUUACUUUGAUGAUGGCACUGAUAUUGAUGAUCAUGAUCGGAGAUCGGAGACGCCUGAGAGAGAGGAGGUGAAUGUGGCGUCCGGUGGAAGGUCCGGUGCUGCUGCGGCGGCGGGAAUGAAGAAUAAAAGGUUUAGGACAAAGUUUACGCAGGAGCAGAAGGAGAGGAUGCUGGGGUUUGCGGAGAAGAUAGGGUGGAGGAUAAAUAAGAAUGAUGACGUGGCGCUUAAUAACUUCUGCAAUGAAGUUGGUGUUAAACGCAGCGUUCUUAAGGUUUGGAUGCAUAAUAAUAAGAGUGCACACCGCCGUAAAGAAGCUGCUCCACCGGUAUCACCAGUGGCCGCUCCUCCUCCUCCUCCACCUCCUGAUCAGCCUCCUGCGCCACCUCAGCCUGCUGGAGUCUAAUGUUUUGGGUUGCUCUUCUCCUCUCUUUCAUUUUAUUAGAUUGGUUAUGGGAAUUAAUUAAUCCAUCUGUUGUUUGGAUUAGUUAGUGGCAUAUAAUAUGUAUUAAUUAUAAUUAGUUAAUUAAUGAAAAUAGCAUUUUAUCUAAAA